Molecule: messenger RNA, 2066 nt
Organism: Abrus precatorius (Indian licorice)
Lineage: Eukaryota; Viridiplantae; Streptophyta; Magnoliopsida; Fabales; Fabaceae
Exons: 1
Coding region: 509-1078 (189 amino acids)
Source: RefSeq, a predicted model, not a curated record
AUUGAAAGAGAUCCUAAAUAAAUAGAGUAACAUUAAUAAAAUAAAUUAAACAUAUAUUUAAUUUGUAUACUUGACACUAAUUUUUAAGCUGAUUUUUAGAUAUAAAAGGUUAUUUAAUUGUAGAACUUUUUAAAAACUAUCACUGUGACUUAAAUUAUAAAUGGAAGUCUAAUGUGUAUAAUAAAAGUCUGAUGUGAUUAGUUACAUUGGUAAAAUGUGUUAACAAAAUUUAUAUGAAAUUUAAGAGUUAAUAUAUGAAUUAAUGAAUAAUUAACGAUGGCAUUUGAGAUUUGACCGAGUCUGAAGGAUGGUGAUUAACAAGAACAACACAUCCUAAACAUAGAAGAUGAAAACAAAGAAAGGAUCUAAUUAUGAAUCAAAACAUAAAAAAGCUAACGAAUUUAUUAGCUGUUAUCGGUGGCUCACUGUGAUCACAAAAAAAUGAGCGUCUCAUAUAAUAAUAUUUGGGUUCUGAUAUUCCUUUUUCUCUUUAGCCCUCUGAAUAGGCAUGGCAAAUAAUCGUAGUGCACAAGCACGCAAGGUAAUGGUGGUGGCUGACCCAACAAGGGAAUCAGCGGGUGCAUUGCAAUACGCACUUUCACAUGCAGUGCUUGAGCAAGAUGAAUUGAUUCUGUUGCAUGUUGAGAACCCAAAUUCUUGGCGUAACACUAUUUCAACGUUCUUGAAAAUGCCUUCAUUGGGAAGCUCAGCGACGGUAUCGUUUGAGUUUGGAGGACCUGCUGCUGCUGAUAAUGAAGGGGUUGAUUUUCUUGAAGAAAUGAAGAAUGUAUGCAAAGUUUCUCAACCUAAAAUUCGUGUGCGUUCUUUGAGGGUGGAAAUGGAUGGAAAAGAUAGAGCUACCACUAUCCUUUCACAAAGCAAAACGCAAGCUGUUGAUGUCAUAGUUAUAGGCCAGAAGCGCAGUUUCUCUUCAGCGUUAUUAGGGUCCGUAUACUCAUUCAUUUUCUUCUGUGUUUCACUUUGCAUGGUAUUAUUUCUUGCCUGUGUGUCACAGUGCCUUAUCAUAUUUUCUUUAAUAUCAUUUCUUUCAUCUCUCAAGAAUAAAUUGUUUGAUUAAAGAGAUAGAUUUAUAGAUGUCAUAAUAUGAUUUCUUCCAUAUUUGAAUGCAUGGAGACAGAUACAAGCGACCCACAGGAGGAUCAAUGAAAGGGAUAAAAGCGAUUGACACAGCAGAGUAUUUGAUCCAGAACAGCCCAUGCACCUGUGUUGCUGUCCAGAGAAAGGGUCAAAAUGGAGGCUAUGUUCUCAAUACAAAAACUCAGCGAAAUUUCUGGCUCUUAGCCUAAAGGCUUCAUAUAUAUAUAUAUAUAUAUGGGUCCCCUUUUGGCUUUGGCACCCCCCAUGGCCAUGGCACAAUUUUUUAAUUAUGACUUAUGUAUGACAUUAAUGUUUGGUUUGCAUAUAUGCCUGGUUCUAUAGGACGGCAAGAACAUAUUGAUUUCGCCGUGGGUAGAUUUAGGAGAAAUUUUUAAAUAGGCAUUAAUUAUAUAUUACAUUAUCCAUGAUAGGCACUCAAAUAAUUAUGGACUUGUAUAUGCGAAAAUACUUAUACAGUAAGUUGUAUUUUUAUUAUAAUUCCAAUAAAUUUAUGUUUCACAUAAUGAUUUGAGUGUUUAUGAUAAAUAAUGGCUAUCUAAAAAUUAUUCUAGAUUUAGCAAAAUUGUAUGACUUAAUUUCCCCUUGUUACUUCCUUGUUGUACAAAUGGUGAGAAGCUCAUGGAUGUUAUCCAGCACUUAGAAUGCAUAGGACUUGCACCUCCAAAGUGUGACAAUUUUUUUUUCUUUUGAGAAACCAAAAAAACGCCAAUCUACAUACCUCACAGAAAAAAAAGUGUAUAAAGUAAGGAAAUAAGAAUAUAUUUAUAUUUAUAAAUGGACAUGUAUAUGUAAUAGUGAAACAGAAACUCAUGUUCUCAUACUCCUCUCUACAUAUGCAAGCAGUCUAACAAGAGAAAGAGGUAGAACAAACUUUAUCUGAAAUUCACCAGAUCAAAGUUCUGAAAAAUAAUCUUCAUUGAAUUCUGACUAAAACCCUCUUGUUGUAA